Prunus armeniaca (apricot) is the source of this 1077-nucleotide messenger RNA. The record is from the annotation of a GenBank genome assembly. Lineage: Eukaryota; Viridiplantae; Streptophyta; Magnoliopsida; Rosales; Rosaceae.
AUGGCUAAUAAUCUCACAUCUGCUGUUGAUAAAAAAUUGGUUCUGGGUGAAGAUUCUAAAGAUCCUUCCUCAGAUGCAAAAGGAGGGUCGAAAGAUGACAAGUCCCUGGUUGUUUGCUUUGGGGAAAUGCUGAUUGACUUUGUGCCCACAGUCGGUGGAGUUUCACUUGCUGAAGCACCUGCGUUUAAAAAAGCUCCUGGUGGUGCUCCUGCUAAUGUGGCUGUUGGCGUCUCAAGACUGGGUGGUUCAUCAGGUUUUAUAGGCAAGGUAGGUGAUGAUGAAUUUGGCUACAUGUUGGCUGACAUUUUAAAGCAAAACAAUGUUAACAAUUCUGGGGUGCGAUUUGAUCCCAGUGCAAGAACUGCAUUGGCAUUUGUUACGCUCAGAGCUGAUGGAGAGCGUGAAUUCCUGUUUUUCCGUAAUCCAAGUGCUGAUAUGCUUCUACGUGAAUCAGAUCUCGACAUAAAUCUCAUUCAACAGGCAAGAAUCUUCCAUUAUGGUUCAAUUAGUUUGAUUGACGAACCAUGCAGGUCAACCCAUCUUGCUGCGAUGAGGAUUGCCAAGAAGUCUGGUUGCAUCCUUUCUUAUGAUCCAAAUUUAAGAUUGCCAUUGUGGCCAUCAGAAGAGGCUGCACGGAAGGGCAUCAUGAGUAUAUGGGAUCAAGCAGAUAUAAUCAAGAUAAGUGAGGAUGAAAUCACUUUCCUGACUGGCGGAGAUGAUCCUUAUGAUGAUAAUGUUGUGUUAACCAAGCUUUUUCAUCCCAACCUUAAACUGUUGGUAGUAACUGAAGGAUCAGAGGGUUGCAGAUAUUACACUAAGAAAUUUCGGGGCCGGGUUGCUGGUGUUAAAGUUAAACCUGUUGAUACAACUGGUGCCGGUGAUGCAUUCGUCAGCGGGGUACUGAACAGCAUAGCUUCUGACUUGAGUCUUUUUCAGAAUGAGCAGGGGCUACGAGAAGCUCUACUCUUUGCUAAUGCAUGUGGUGCACUCACAGUAACAGAAAGAGGAGCCAUUCCUGCAAUGCCAACAAGAGAAGCUGUGCUUCGGUGCUUAGCUCAGGUUGCUGAUAAAAAGUAG